Molecule: messenger RNA, 216 nt
Organism: Didymodactylos carnosus
Lineage: Eukaryota; Metazoa; Rotifera; Eurotatoria; Philodinida; Philodinidae
Source: the annotation of a GenBank genome assembly
AUGGAACAGCAACAGAUUGAUAUAGAAGAUGAUAGAACACAACUAACAAACGAUGUUCAACAAAUUGACAAACGUUUAACAUUACUCCAAGAAUCAGUUAAAACAGAAUUAACAUUAAUGAGUGAUAAAAUUAAAACAGACAUAUCAACAGUGAACACAGUAAUCGAAGAAUUAAAAGAACAUGCACAACAUGUAAGAGCUAAGGAUGAUCGGUAG